GUGACAGUGUGUGUGUUGAUUUCGAACAGGUGAGCCAUGGCCGCGGAUAUGGACAUGGUGAACUUGUUGGUCAUUGCUGGUGCAACGUUGGCCAUUCCUAUUCUGGCUUUUGUGGCCUCGUUUAUCCUCUGGCCCUCAGCCCUCAUCAAAAUAUAUUACUGGUAAGGUAUAGUGCUAUAUUUCACUCCUCUUGUGUGCUGUCAGUAGAAUUCUUAUAGACAGUUUUAUGGAUUAGAAAGGAAGGUUGCUAAAGGGAGAGAUUAUUUUUUAGUACCCUUUUCAGCUCUUUUAGACAUCUGCAUGAAAGAGAUCCCACCCACCACUGACUGCACCAUAAUAGCAGAAAAGCUUGAUUCCAGCCUUCAGUCCCACUAUAACCACAUCCUGCGCUACACCACAGUUAGAUUCAUGUCUGUUUUUCCUGCUCAGGUGCAACUAUGUCAGUAUGACCCAUAACAAAGCCCUAAAGACACUCUUGCUAAAAGGGAAAUCCAAAAUAGAAACAGUAAAAGAGCAGAACAUUCAUCUCUCUCUACUCUACAUGUUGCAGAGAGAGACUCAGAGAGAGAGAGAUUAUAAACGGUAUUCUAUCGAUUCCUCAAUAGGUACUGGAGGAGGACCCUGGGUCUACAGGUGCGCUAUGCAGACUGUGGGGGGUACCGCUUCUGUUACUCUUACAGAGGGAAGCCAGGGUUCAGACCAUCCAUCCUCAUGCUACAUGGCUUCUCUGCUCACAAAGACACAUGGCUCACUAUGGUCAAGGUAACAGAAUCCAUAAAUGACCUAGCAUGAUGUGGGCUGGUAAAGCAGUUGUGGACAAAUGUAGGUUCAUCUUUACUAUUGUAAUAGGAGGUAUUAGCGCGUAUAGUAAAUAUCAAGGUUUGUGACAUGUAUCUAUGGCAUGCAGUAUCUACCCAAACACCUGCACAUACUGUGUGUGGAUAUGCCUGGCCAUGAGGGAACCACUCGUACCAACUCAGAGGACUACUCCAUCCAGGGCCAGGUCAAGAGGAUUCAUCAGGUGGGUCUUGGUCCUGUCACCACAUCGGAACAACAUACGCUCACCAGAUACACAGCAUGAAAGAUCAUCAAAGAGUGCAUUGGUGACCAUGAAUGGUGACGAGUUGUUUUAAGUUAUGUUACAAUAAGUAACCACGUGUUUUUAUGUUGUACUCCUUAUGCAGUUUGUGGAGACCGUUCGGCUGAACAGGAAGCCCUUCCAUCUGGUUGGGACCUCCAUGGGGGGCAAUGUGGCAGGGGUGUACGCAGCCAGCUUCCCCUCCGAAAUCUGUAGCAUCACCCUUAUCUGUCCAGCAGGUCAGUCAUACGUUAUCACAAUAUUGCUAUGUGUGUGUGUGUGUGUGUGUGGGUGUGUGUGUGGGGGUGGGUGUGUGUGUGUGUGAGAGAGAGAGAGAGAGAGAGAGAGAGAGAGAGAGAGAGAGAUUCAGGGUAAAGAUCAGACUCUGAUCAGAAAAAAUGUAUAAUUAUGUCUUCACCCCCUAGGUAUACGGUACCCCUGUGAGACAAAAUUUGACAAUCAUCUGCAGGACCUUGAGCACAGCCAUUACACUCUGAGCAUCCCACUGAUCCCGUCCACACCAGAGGAGAUGGAGGAUAUGCUCAGGCUUUGCUCCCAUGUCCGGUUUAAGAUCCCUCAACAGGUGGAGUAAUCAGACUGAUCCAUAGGUCUAGGCCUACUUUAUUUGUAAUUAUUUUAACCCAUCCACCUUCAAAGGACACAUAUCUUUUGUGCUUUUUACAGCUUUUCUGCUACACAUACAGGGCCUUCUGAAAGUAUUCAGACCCCUUGACUUUUUCCACAUUUUGUUACGUUACAGUCUUAUUCCAAAAUGGAUUAAAUACAUAAAAAAUCCUCAGCAAUCUACACACAAUACCAAAUAAUGACAGAGUGAAAACAAGGGUUUAGAAUUUUUUUCAAAUGUAUUACAAAUAAAAAACAGAAAUACCUUAUUUAUAUAAGUAUUCAGACCCUUUGCUAUGAGACUCGAAAUUGAGCUCAGGUGCAUCCUGUUUCCAUUGAUCAUCCUUGAGAUGUUUCUACAACUUGAUUGGAAUCCACCUGUGGUAAAUUCAAUUGAUUGGACUUGAUUUGGAAAGGCACACACCUGUCUAUAUAAGGUCCCAUCUCCCCCACUGGCUUCCAGUUGAAGCUCGCAUCUGCUACAAGACCAUGGUGCUUGCCUACGGAGCUGUGAGGGGAACGGCACCUCCGUACCUUCAGGCUCUGAUCAGUCCCUACACCCAAACGAGGGCAAUGCGUUCAUCCACCUCUGGCCUGCUGGCCCCCCUACCUCUGCGGAAGCACAGUUCCCGCUCAGCCCAGUCAAAACUGUUCGCUGCUCUGGCACCCCAAUGGUGGAACAAGCUCCCUCACGACGCUAGGACAGCGGAGUCACUCACCACCUUCCGGAGACACUUGAAACCCCACCUCUUUAAGGAAUACCUGGGAUAGGAUAAAGUAAUCCUUCUACCCCCACUUACCCCACCCCAAAGAAUGAAAAAAACAAAUAAUAAUAACAUAUUGUAAAGUUGUUAUCCCACUGGCUAUAAGGUGAAUGCACCAAUUUGUAAGUCGCUCUGGAUAAGAGCGUCUGCUAAAUGACAUAAAUGUAAAUGUAAAUGUCCCACAGUUGACAGUGCAUGUCAGAGCAAAAACCAAGCCAUGAGGUCGAAGGAAUUGUCCGUAGAGCUCCGAGACAGGAUUGUGUCGAGGCACAGAUCUGGGUAAGGGUACCAAUACAUUUAUGCAGCAUUGAAGGUCCCCAAGACCACAGUGGCCUCCAUCAUUCUUAAAUGAAAGAAGUUUGAAACCACCAAGAUUCUUCCUAGAGCUGGCCGCCCGGCCAAACUGAGCAAUCGGGGGAGAAUGGUCUUGGUCAGGGAGGUGACCAAGAACCUGAUAGUCUCUCUGACAGAGCUCUAGAGUUCCUCUGUGGAGAUGGGAGAACCUUCCAGAAGGACAACCAUCUCUGCAGCACUCCACCAAUCAGGCCUUUAUGGUAGAGUGACCAGACAGAAGCCACUCCUCAGUAAAAGGCACAUGACAGUCCGCUUGGAGUUUGCCAAAAGGCACCUAAUGGACUCUCAGACCAUGAGAAACAAGAUUAUCUGGUCUGAUGAAACCAAGAUUGAACUCUUUGGCCUGAAUGCCAAGCGUCAUGUUACAGUUAGUGAGUGCAUACAUUUUUAUUUUUAUUUAUUUUUCAUACUGGGGCAAAGGUUCACCUUCCAACAGGACAGCGACCCUAAGCACACAGCCAAGACAACACAGGAGUGGCUUCGGGACAAGUCUCUGAAUGUCCUUGAAUGGCCCAGCCAGAGCCCAGACUUAAACCCGAUCGAACAUCUCUGGAGAGACCUGAAAAUAGCUGUGCAGCGACACUCCCCAUCCAACUUGACAGAGCGUGAGAGGAUCUGCAGAGAAGAAUGGGAGAAACUCCACAAAUACAGGUGUGCUAAGCUUGUAGCGUCAUACCCAAGAAGACUUGAGGCUGUAAUCGCUGCCAAAGGUGCUUCAACAAAGUACUGAGUAAAGGGUCUGAAUACUUAUGUAAAUGUAAUAUUUCAGUUUUCUAUUUUAAAUAAACUAGCAAAAAUUUCUAAAUACCUGUUUUUGCUUUGUCAUUAUGGGUUAUUGUGCGUAGAUUGAUGAGGGGGAGAAAAAAUUAUAAUAAUUAGAAUAAGGCUGUAACCUAACAAAAUGUGGAAAAGGUCAAGGGGUCUGAAUACUUUCCGAAGGCACUGUACAUACAUUUUACGUACACAUUUGACAUACAUGGUGCUUUUAUACACAGCAAUCACAUAACAAUAAUACAUUACCGAACAUAAGCUCUUUAAUCCCACCCCUCAGCCACUCUCAGCCCAUCCCACCUAUCACCAUAGACCACACUUGUUUGGUUUCCAUGUGCCAUAUAUUUUUCAAUUGUGCUGUGAUGUUUUAAUUUGGAACCUUUCUAAUCGCAUAGUAUCCACAGAUUGUGAGCUAAAGAUGAAAACCUUUCCUAUGAGUAUUAUUAUAUUAUUUAUUGACUGACUGUGGCUUUCCAAAUCGCCAAACACUGCUAUUUGUAAGGUUAAUUUUAAGUGAAUGUUGUGGUUUUUUAACCAUUCCUGAACAUGUGAUCAGAAACAAGCUACAGUGGCUUGCGAAAGUAUUAACCUCCAUUGGCAUUUUUCCUAUUUUGUUGCCUUACAACCUGGAAUUAAAAUGGAUUUAUUUUGGGGUUUGUAUCAUUGACUUACACAACAUGCCUACUAUUUUGAAGACGCAAAAUAUUUUUUCUUGUGAAACAAACAAGAAAUAAGACAGAAAAACAGAAAACUUGAGCAUGCAUAACUAUUCACCCCCCCCACCCCAAAGUCAAUACUUUGUAGAGCCACCUUUUGCAGCAAUUACAACUGCAAGUCUCUUGGGGUAUGUCUCUAUAAGCUUGGCACAUCUAGCCACUGGGAUUUUUGCCCAUUCUUCAAGGCAAAACUGCUCCAGCUCCUUCAAGUUGGAUGGGUUCCGCUGGUGUACAGCAAUCUUUGUCCUGCUGUAAGGUGAACCUCCGUCCCAGUCUGAAAUCUCUGGAAGACUGAAACAGGUUUCCCUCAAGAAUUUCCCUGUAUUUAGCGCCAUCCAUCAUUCCUUCAAUUCUGACCAGUUUCCCAGUCCCUGCCGAUGAAAAACAUCCCCACAGCAUGAUGCUGCCACCACCAUGCUUCACUGUGGGAAUAGUGUUCUCGGGGUGAUGAGGUGUUGGGUUUGCGCCAGACAUAGUGUUUUCCUUGAAGGCCAAAAAGCUCAAUUUUAGUCUCAUCUGACCAGAGUACCUUCUUCCAUAGUUUUGGGGAGUGUCCCACAUGCCGUUUGGCGAACACCAAACGUGUUUGCUUAUGGCUUUUUUCUGGCCACUCUUCCGUAAAGCCCAGCUCUGUGGAGUGUACGGCUUAAAGUGCUUCUAUGGACAGAUACUCCAAUCUCCGCUGUGGAGCAUUGCAGCUCCUUCAGGGUUAUCUUUGGUCUCUUUGUUGCCUCUCUGAUUAAUGCCCUCCUUGGCAGGUUUGUUAUGGUGCCAUAUUCUUUCCAUUUUUUAAUAAUGGAUUUCAUGGUGCUUCGUGGGAUGUUCAAAGGUUCGGAUAACCCAACCUUGAUCUGUACUUCUCCACAACUUUGUCCCUGACAUGUUUGGAGAGCUCCUUGGUCUUCAUGGUGCCGCUUGCUUGGUGGUGCCCCUUGCUUAGUGGUGUUGCAGACUCUGGGGCCUUUCAGAACAGGUGUAUAUAUACUGAGAUCAUGUGACAGAUCAUGUGACACUUAGAUUGCACAUAGGUGGACUUUAUUUAACUAAUUAUGUGACUUCUGAAGGUAAUUGGUUGCACCAGGUCUUAUUUAGGGGCUUCAUAGCAAAGGGGGUGAAUACAUAUGCACGCACCCCUUUUUCGUUAUUUAUUUUUUUGAAUGUUUUGAAACACACGUCUGUUCAAUUAUUUUAAUUUCAUUUAGUUUGUUUUUUGGUGAUCUUAACACGCUGUUUCUCUAGAGAGAAAUCAAAUCAUUCACGAGCAAAAUCAAGUCAAGAACUAUGUGGGACACUGGGCUGAAGGGAGUUGUAGUUUUCAUUAAGCAAAUAUUCAAUGAUGUAAUUAACUACAAUGAUCAUAAUCCAUUGCGCAAAUAUUCAACGUUGUCAUUAACUACAAUGAUCAUAAUCCGUUGCGCCUGUUCUUUCAAGGCUCGGACAGGCGGAUACACUUUUACGCCUGGGUCAUUAGAUACACACAGACCGCAUAGACCACAUGAGAGAGGAAUGUACACAACACAAAGAAGAGAGGGAUAGACAGUUCGUGAAAGUAUGCCUUAUCUACUUUGAACAACUAGUGAAAUUAUUUAGUCAGACAGCUUUGCAGCAUACUUAGGCAGGCUAGCCUAGCUAAAUAGGAUGACUAAAGACAGUACAGUAUGGGGAGCACAUAGAUAACGUUAAAUGGUCUGUCUGUCUGGCUGCUACCGCCUGAGCAGAAAUGAAAUGAUGACUUUAAGGAAUGAAAAACAAUAAAGUCAUCAAAUAAAAACUAAGUAAUAUACACAACUGAAAUAUUGUAUUAUUUCAUAGUAAUUUCCUAAUUUUCAAUUGAUGUUUACCCAAUGUGGACCUGACAGAGACAAUGGAAUAUUUUCAAUAUUUUGGCAAUUGAAUGUUCACUAUUUUGGGCUUUGGAAUUUGCAUUAAAAAGCUCUGAAAUCAUUUAAAAGUCAUAAACAAAUGAUCGAACCAAAACCGAACCGAACUCAAAAAGCACUUAUCGUUAAGCAUUAGGGCCUACCUAAUGUUCCUGUUUCAUAUGUCUACAGAUAGAGAAUUAUAUCAGACUGUUGUUAUCUUCUGCUUUCAUAUGUUAGAUUCUUCAAGGACUGGUGGAUGUUCGGCUUCCACACAAUGAUUUUUAUCAAGAAGGUCAGUCUCUGUUCUGUUCCUUUGUCUCAUAGCCAAAUGUUUUGAGGAAUUUUUCUCUGUAUGAAUAUUUCUCAUAUCUAUGACAAAGAAUGUAUUAAAUAUUAUAAGAUGUAGGUCAUAGUCACUGAUGUUGGGUUGUUCAUUUUGACAAAGGUUUGCUAAAUCUCGAAUCCCUCCACAGUAUUCAUGGAGAUAUUGGGUGAGAACUCCAGAUACGCCCUACAGGAAAAUUUGCAUCUGAUCACUGCCCCUUUGCAAGUCAUUUGGGGCAAACAGGACCAGGUAAAUACACCAAAAGCCAGGAGGCUUACACGUCCAAAUUAAACAAUAUUAGGAGAGGGAUUUUGCAUCUAUGAUGUUGCCAGGUACCUGCCUUCCCAUGGUCCUCUGUAGCUCAGUUGGAAGAGCAACGCCAGGAUAGUGGGUUCAAUUUCCAGGACCACCCAUAUGUAAAAAUUGUACGCAAGCUUUGGAUAAAAGCAUAUGUUAAAUGGCAUAUAUUAUCAUAAUUACAGGUAUCAUAAAAAGAAAGGAUGCUAUAAAUAAGAGUAACCUUAAAGCUUCUCUCUCCUCCAGGUGGUGGAUGUCUCUGGAGCUGUGGUAGUGGAGGAGGCCUUGCCCGGUUGCAGGGUGGACCUGUUAGAGAACUGUGGCCACUCUGUGGUGAUGGAGAGGCCUCGCCGGACAGCCAAACUCAUCAUGGAGUUUAUUAUCUCCCUGAGUACCACCAGCGGAACCAUCAAAAAGCGCUCCUGA
This is a messenger RNA of Coregonus sp. 'balchen', 7217 nucleotides long. NCBI's taxonomy places the organism in Eukaryota, Metazoa, Chordata, Actinopteri, Salmoniformes, Salmonidae. The record is from the annotation of a GenBank genome assembly.